ACUUGUUGCUAAGGCUUUUGCAGACGGUUCGCGUCUGUCAUCGAAAGAAAAGUGAUUAACAAGAUAGAUAAGAGACAGAAGCUUUAGGAUAAAUAUUUCGUGAAAUAUUGAACUAGUAUUCCUCGCUAAUGACGGAGUAAAUUUAAAAAAAAAAUGCUCGGGGUUCAAGUUAGACUUUCCGAUUAUACGGAUUUAAGAGAUCUAGUUGACUUGAAUCCAACGCCUUUUGAUCCUGCCGCCGUAUCUUCUUCGUCAACCGCCUACAUAUUAACUGCAAGCACAACGAAGCAAGCUAUAUCUUUAGCUAGAGAGAUAGAAGAUACAAGGCAGGAAGCGAAUGACGCUGAUACUAGGCGACAGAUGGCGUUAGAUGCUCUAGAAAAUUUAGAGGCCGAAAGAGAGCAAACAGAGCAAAAGUUGAAUGAGACUUUAAAAGCUAAAUUUAAAGAGGAAACUAUUGUUACUCAAAAGAUGAAAGCAAUUAAGGGUGAAAGUCGUUCAAGGAGUAAAAAACAUAUUCAAGGAAAAUUAGUUAAACAAAGAGUAGACGGUCAAGAAUUUGUAGAGGGUGAGGAAGUUACAGAUGAAUUAGAAGAAACGUCCAGUAGGGGAGAGGAGACGGAGGAGAUUGCGAUGGAGGAGGAAGAGAGGGAGAAGGAGAUGACGCAUUCCGUUAAAGAACCGACACCAACCCCAGUAGCUUCAACACACGUCGUUCACACAGAAAACGACGAACAUAUCACAGCAGUAGCAUCAUCAGUAUGA
Molecule: messenger RNA, 765 nt
Organism: Dimorphilus gyrociliatus
Lineage: Eukaryota; Metazoa; Annelida; Polychaeta; Dinophilidae
Source: the annotation of a GenBank genome assembly